AGCGGAACUAGCCACUCGUGUGCACCUCGUGAAACGGAAUCCACGCCUCUGCCCCCGAUGAUUCACCCUUUAGAAAGAACCGUGACGCAGUGAUAAUUACACAGGUCAAGCCGGCACUUUCAGCUCUGUUAGGUAGCGUUAGGUUUGACGUUCUGCACUAGCCAACCUAAAAAGCGUGAUGUGGGAACGAAAUCCUAAGCCUGUCCAUGGAUAUGAACACUGGUGAAUUUGGUUAUGGCCUAUUUAUGCUUCCUAGUAUACAUUGCAGUCGCUCGAUUGUCGUUCGAAUUUGUAGCGCGGGCUAUCCCCCGUGCUUCCAACCGUUUCGCUGCUGCAGUCCUUGGCUGGGGGAAUCUGCAGCUUUGUACACGCCCCGAAGCAUGCGUACAACGAAGAGGGGAGUUGCUCGCUUCCAAGCGAACCGAGCCGCAGUUGGGGCUGCGAGUACCCCAGGCGCUCCAAAUGGACCUGUCGCUCUGUCGCCAGAGCAUGCAGCCACUGCACAUGAAUUGGAAGUCGAUGGGGUCGCGCAAGACGUCGCCUUCGCUAGGCUCGCCUGUGCAUUCUUCUCCGUCAUUCUCGCGCGCGUCCUCCGCAUCUUCGAAGUAGACUGGGAGAGAAACCUCGCUCCUCACCUGCUCUCCACGCGUCUCCUUCCAAUGCCGCUCCUGCUCUUCUUGCCUGUCCCGCUUCCACUCCCAUGUCCGCUCUCUCCGUCUUUCGAUCAACAGCGAAAUGAGGAUUGACUUGGCUAUCCAAGCGAAACGACUUCCCGCCCUGCUUCCUCCAAAGCGGGGAGUCUUCACCGACUGUGCCCAGCUUCAUUUGGUGCUUCCUCGGUUCGGCAGGGGCGUCAGCGCAUUGAAGAGCCGUUCCCUCCAACUCGCGAUCUUCUUUGAAAAGCUCAAGAGACAGGUCCGUUCGAAGCCACUGAGGCGGGAGAGCCGAACGGAGGAAGGCGGCCACUGACUCCAUGGACUGCCAGGGUGGCAGACGAUAAAAGGGCAAGUGGAGACACGCGACACCGGCGCACUCGAGUCGGAGGCGCUUCUGCCGCGUUUUGCCAUCGCAAGUGAAUCCGACGGGGACCACGAUGUCCCCAUGCGCGCCGUUGUAGACCUCCUCGGUUGUCCACUCUGGGGCGUCGAAGGCGACUGUGUAGCCGUCGCUGUUGACACUUU
This is a messenger RNA of Toxoplasma gondii ME49, 1181 nucleotides long. RefSeq lists its product as hypothetical. Lineage: Eukaryota; Apicomplexa; Conoidasida; Eucoccidiorida; Sarcocystidae. The transcript has 4 exons. Bases 207 to 746 code for a protein of 179 amino acids. The record is from RefSeq and is a predicted model, not a curated record.